Aspergillus niger is the source of this 2910-nucleotide messenger RNA. RefSeq lists its product as uncharacterized. Gene Ontology annotation, cellular component: intracellular anatomical structure. The record is from RefSeq and is a predicted model, not a curated record. Gene Ontology annotation, molecular function: RNA binding; ATP binding. NCBI's taxonomy places the organism in Eukaryota, Fungi, Ascomycota, Eurotiomycetes, Eurotiales, Aspergillaceae. The transcript has 4 exons. Bases 1 to 2910 code for a protein of 969 amino acids.
AUGCCACCUAACAACAGGAAAAAGAAGAAGCCCGCCUCCAAUCCCGCUCGAGGAUUUGCCACGGUUUCCGUGCCAUCUAAACCCAAGCCUACUGAAUCCUCAACCCCAGUCUCCACAGCAGACUCAAAGUCCGUGUCCGUAUCCGAAAGCGAUCGUCCAACGCCCGUCGAGGGAAAGCAACCUGCAGUAGACUCCAAAAACGAAGCCCCCUCAUUACAGAACUAUACUCCCGAGGAACUCGAGAAACACUUGGAGGAAGCUGAACUUCAGCUCUUGGUUGAGAAAUAUGCUUCCAAGUGCAGAAAUGAUGCCGCCCGGCAAGUCACCAAAUUGGAGACCGAACGCAGAGUAUUCCGGCAACAAGCUGUCUCUAUAAACCUGCUGGAGUGGUUCCCCACUGAGGUUCUGCAGAAUAUCAUGCACCUGGUCGAAACGGAGGAGCGAGAGCUCAGCCCGCUACCUGGACGGGAUUCGGGAGGCCAGAAGAAAACUGUCUCGGAGGAGGAACUAUAUAUGAGACUCUGGACAUUGAAGGAAACCCUGCUUAAACUCGGCUUCCCGGAGGAGAAAGUAAACGAGGCUCUGAAGCAUAUGCUUCUCUACUUUUCUGGUAAUUUUGCCACAUCCAAUAGGGAGGUGGUUUGCAACCUGGAUGAGGCCCUAGACUGGCUCGCCUUGCAUUGCACCCCCAAGGAGUUGCCUUCUUACAUGCAGACAAAUGCGCAGCAGCGCAAUGAGUUGGAUAGACAUAUCUCUUGGAUAAAUGGUAAUCUUAGAUGCCUGGUAUCCCAUCGUGAGCCAUCACAAUCCUCCACCCCGAAUCUGGGCCCAGAUAAUAGCAAAGUGAAAAAGCCCAAAAGCCCUGUAAAGGAGCCGAGCCCUACCCUUCAGUCGAGUCCCUACGACUCGGACAGCUCCCUUGACCCUGACACACUCAUCCCAAAGUAUCUGGACUUGCAGACUCGUCUGUAUGGCCUGCGACCGGAGCUGUUCGACCAACCCAAGAAGGGCAAGAAGGGAGGCCGUAAGCCUGCUGAAGCCGAGCAAGACCCUCAGAUUGCGAGGUUGCAACGCAAAAUUACCAGCAUUGAAAAUGAUGUGCUGUUUGACCAGCAUGAGGCCGAAUACAAGUGGAGAGAGAAACUCGACGAUCUGCGCAAAGAGGCGGCUUUUGUCCGGCGCUCACAGCCCGAAGAGAAGCCUGUUUCAGAAGAAGCUGAAGAUGCAGAGCAAUCGGAGGAAACGAAAGUGACACCGGAGAACGGCGCACAGCCGCUUGACAAUGAAGAGGCUACGGAUUUGUUAGGGGACAUGUUCCAAGAUGAGGAGCCUGUCCUGGAGCUCGGUGUGAUAACAGAAGAGUUACAAAAGGCUUCUGUUAAGAUGCGCGAUUUCGGGAAAUGGACUGGACUUAGCCCCCGACGAGUGCUAGAAGAAACAUGCAAAGCAAGGGAUACGGGUUGCAAGAUCACGUUCAAGGAUAUGUCUGCUUCGUCGCAUUCGAAUAGACAAGCUCUUGAAGUAAGAUGGUCCAAACCUCAGGAGGUUCCCUUCCCUUUUGCCUGGGACACUACCACGCAUAACUCGAACGCUUACGCGACAUUCGUCUCGAUGGACUCGGUGGCAACUCCAAACUCCCAGCAAGCGGAAUCCUUCGUUUCGACUCUUGCUCUUUUCAUCCUAUUCUCACAGAACUCCAAAGAAGGCAAAGCAUACCUGCGCCUUCCAGCGGUGUGGCGAGAGCUUUGGACAGAGUUUGCGAAUGCGAAGAAGUUGCAGGAAGACGAAGCUGACAAGCAGACCGUCAAGGAUCUGAAGAAACUUAUUCAGGACAACCAUGGGGCGUUUGAAGAUGAUGUUGUCUUGUCACAUAAUUUCCGGAAGCGAAACGGAACUUCUAGCAAGCCGGAAUCUCCGGUACGGGGAGCCAGCGUAAAGGACAGCUCUGAGCCUGACGAGGAGUUGACUCGGAUCUGGACAGAAAAGUCGUCUACGGCCUCAUUCCAAUACAUGGCUCAGGGAAGGAUGAACCUGCCCAUCUGGAAUUUCCGCGACGAGAUUCUCAAUACUCUUGACACACAUCGUGCACUUAUCAUCUGCAGUGAAACAGGAAGCGGUAAAAGUACGCAGAUACCUUCGUUUAUCUUGGAGCAUGAAAUGAAGCAAGGCCGACCGUGCAAGAUCUACGUGACCGAGCCUCGCAGGAUCUCCGCUAUCUCCCUUGCCCGAAGAGUGAGCGAAGAACUAGGCGAGAAUAAGAACGAUGUGGGAACGGCGCGCUCGCUCAUUGGCUUUGCUGUCCGACUGGAAAGCAAAGUCAGCCAAGCUACGAGACUUGUGUUCGCGACUACCGGAGUGGUGGUGCGAAUGCUUGAGCGCCCUGAAGAUUUCCGCGAUAUCACCCAUGUCGUUCUCGAUGAGGUCCACGAACGUUCGAUUGAUAGCGACUUCCUCCUCAUCGUUCUUAGGCGGUUGAUGCAAAAGAGGCCCGACCUGAAGCUAAUCCUCAUGUCGGCCACACUCGAGGCCCAGCGCUUCUCCACUUAUCUUGGCGGUGUUCCUGUACUGAACAUCCCCGGUCGGACUUUCCCUGUGGAGAUGAAGUUCCUAGAGGAUGCGAUCGAAAUGACCAACUACCGGUUGCUGGAGAAUGAAUCCAAUACGGUCGAAGAGGAGACGGAUGAAUUGGCGCUGGAGACGGCACAGGGUGACACUGCCGGCGGCCUGAUGGCUUCGCUUGAUGGAUAUUCUAAGCAAACCAAAGAGACCGUGGCAAACUUUGACGAAUAUCGCCUGGAUUACCAGCUGAUCAAGCGGCUGGUUGUGCAGAUCGCCUCGUCGCCUGACAUGACACACUACAGCAAAGCCAUCCUUAUCUUCAUGCCCGGUAGGCGGAGAUUCGCCGACUAA